Messenger RNA from Athene cunicularia (burrowing owl), 3527 nucleotides. RefSeq names its product dpy-19 like C-mannosyltransferase 1 (gene DPY19L1). Lineage: Eukaryota; Metazoa; Chordata; Aves; Strigiformes; Strigidae. The record is from RefSeq and is a predicted model, not a curated record. The coding region runs from base 1458 to 3314 and encodes 618 amino acids. Gene Ontology annotation, cellular component: nuclear inner membrane. Gene Ontology annotation, molecular function: mannosyltransferase activity. The transcript is spliced from 24 exons.
AUGUGGUUUGCAAAUAUAUACUAGGGCAUGAAGUGUACAUUCAGUCCACUACUCUUCUGCCUAAAUUUAGUGGUUUUGCAGAGGCGUUUGUCUUGUCCCAGAGACAGGCCACCAUACGCACGUAACGUGGUCUGCACACAUACAUGUUCACUCUCUCUCCGACUACGUUCUACAUCAGUGUGCAGGCAUUUGACGUACGUUUUGCCAAUGUGCAAUCAAUUUGACCCAUUCCACGCGGCGGUCAGCAAGGGAGGGUGGUGCCUGGGGCGUGUGCGGGGCAGGAGGUGUGUGCACAUCAGCACCCUGGAGAAGGACACGGUGCUCAGCACCUGUCCCGCUCCAUCUGGGUGGAAGCAGGGAGGGUGGUUGCCCUCUCCUCUUUCACUCUGAGACAUGUAGCCUCUGUGAAUAAGAGGGCUCUUCAUUAACCCUGAAGAUUUUCUCGGUUUGAAGGCAACCAGUCUACCUGACCUUUUUCAAUGGCAGAGAGCCACUGUGUGCCUAGAGGGCAACCAAGUCACCUUCAGUCUAGAAGGAGCACCAUGGUCCUUCUAAAUGCUCACCCUUUAUCCCUCGCUCAUGCUGGCUUUGCUUCCGUGGUGAGCUCUGGAUAUGUUGUAAAUGCUGCCCAAGCAAAAUGGAGUGAUUUCUCUCUGUGGAUCUUGUCAUGCUCAAGAAGUCAGAUACUUAAGACUGUUUCCCCACCACUUCAUCACCAUUUGUCUUUUCCUUUUGACACGUGGAUCACCUCCCUUGUUCUAUACUUACUUGACAACAGUGCAAAUAGUCUCCGAAUGGACAAAGGGGAUGUUACUAGAUGUAGAGCCUACCUUUUUUGGCAAUUACAGUCUCAAUUAAAUCUGUGUUGGUUCUCAUGGUCUGUUUGAAUCACUCAAAUUUACAGGACAGUGUACUCUGUAAAUUAAACUUUAUGAGCUUAUUAGGAAAGAAAACAAACAUACAUGACAAAUAAGGGUUCAGUCCACUUUGUACAGACUAGUCUAACAUGGGAAUUCACUAAUUCCUCACUUAAGGCAUGAGAUUUCUAAUUCACAAGUUCCCUAACUCGCAACUCCUAACUUCUUGCCUGUGAGCAAAAUAGUUACUUAGCUGAUGGUGGGAAUGCUCAUCCUUCCUCUUCCAUCGUGUGCUGGUGUCCUCUGUAUUACACUGGGAAACACAAAAGUCUCAGCAGUCCAGCUGCUGCUGGAUCUGCUUCAAAAACUUUUUGGCUGCUUUUGCAGGAGUCCUACACUGUUUUACAUCAUGUUUUGUCUAACUGCUUCAGAAAAGUCUGGCCAGUGUUUUCUUUGUGUAUGGAAGAAUGGCCUUUCAACUACUUUUUGUCAACGUAAUCCUCAUGUUUCAGACAAAGCUCCUCUUGGUAAUUGUGUCACAUAACAACUCUUUUUGAAAAUGACCGUCAUUUUUCUCACCUAUCAACGCUAGAAAGAGAAAUGGCUUUUCGCACGGAAAUGGGUCUAUAUUAUUCCUACUUCAAGAUCAUAAUUGAGGCACCAUCAUUUUGGAAUGGAGUAUGGGCAAUUAUGAAUGACAGGCUAACUGAGUAUCCUUUAGUGAUUAACACCUUGCAGAGGUUCAAUCUUUACCCAGAGGUGGUCCUCGCCAGCUGGUACCGCAUAUAUACUGCCAUUAUGGAUUUCCUUGGUGUACCGACAAAGACAUGUUGGACUGUAAACAGAGGAAAAGGGCUUAGUCCUGUUGAAAGCUGCGAGGGGUUGGGAGACCCUGCUUCCUUUUAUGUUGCUGUGAUUUUUCUUUUGAAUGGAUUAAUGAUGUCACUGUUCUUCAUAUACGGUACAUACCUCAGUGGGAGUCGUCUAGGAGGCCUUGUUACCGUGAUGUGUUUCUUUUUCAACCAUGGAGAGUGCACUCGUGUGAUGUGGACUCCACCUCUUCGUGAAAGUUUCUCAUACCCAUUCCUUGUGCUUCAGAUGUUGCUUUUGACCUAUAUUCUCAGGAUUCCGAAUAUUAAUACAGGAAGCUUGAUUGCACUGUGUGUUUCUAAUAUCUUUUUCAUGCUUCCCUGGCAGUUUGCUCAGUUUGUUCUUCUAACACAGAUAGCUUCACUAUUUGCUGUGUGUAUUAUGGGUUAUAUUGACUCCUGCAAAUUACAGAAGAUACUCUCUGCUCAUAUGGUAUCUCUUGUAGUGUGUUUUAUUCUGAUGUUUGGUAAUUCAAUGUUGUUGACAUCGUAUUAUGCUGCAUCUUUAGUAGUUAUCUGGGGAAUUCUUGAAUUGAGUCCAAAAGUCUUGAAAAGUGGCAGAAGAGAAAUCUAUAUAUGGGUCAUUGAAGGAUGUGCCUGGUUAUUUGGGACAGUUACCUUGAAAUACCUAACUUCUUUGGUACUUGGAAUAGCUGAUGAUGCUCAUAUUGGAAAUAUUUUAAAAUCUAAAUUUAUUGGCUACAAGGAUUUUGAUACAUUAAUGUAUACCUGUGCUGCAGAGUUUGACUUCAUGGAAAAAGAGACUCCAGUAAGAUACACAAAGACUCUGCUAUUACCAGUUGUUCUGGUGGUUUUUGGGGUAAUCAUCAAAAGGGCAAUUAAAUAUCUUAUGUGGAUCUUAUCUCAGACGGGCCAAUAUGAAAGAGAGGAACGUUUUAACCAUGGUGAGCUGGUAUACCAUGCAUUGCAGCUGUUGGCAUACAGCGUCCUAGCAAUUUUAAUCAUGAGACUAAAACUCUUUUUGACACCACAUCUAUGUGUUAUGGCUUCCUUGGUGUGUUCAAAACAGUUGUUUGGAUGGCUCUUCUGUAAAAUCCAGCCCAAAACAUUGGUCUUUGCUAUUUUAGCAUUGAUGGCAAUAGAGGGAUCAGCAAAUCUUCAAACUCAAUGGAAUAUCAUGGGAGAAUUUAGCAAUUUGCCACAGGAGGAACUUUUAGAGUGGAUAAAAGUCAAUACCAGACAAGAUGCAGUUUUUGCAGGAGCAAUGCCUACAAUGGCAAGUGUUAAAUUGUCUACACUUCGUCCUAUAGUAAAUCAUCCACACUAUGAAGAUGCAGGGUUAAGGGCCAGAACUAAAGUAGUGUAUUCCAUGUACAGUCGAAAACCUGCAAAAGAAGUAAAACGAGAAUUGGUAAAACUAGGAGUGAAUUACUACAUUCUGGAAGAGUCAUUGUGUGUAAGCAGAAAAAAGCCUGGUUGCAGUAUGCCUGAAAUUUGGGAUGUCGAAGAUCCUGCUAAUAGUGGCAAAAUUCCUUUGUGUACCCUUAUGAGCAAGGAUUCCAGGCCAUAUUUCAUCACAGUAUUUGAAAACAGCAAUUACAGAGUCUUGAAGAUUCCAAAGGAGUAACAUUUCAAUGCAAAGAACCAUGAGUCUUUCAACUUUUUAAACUAGUAACUAUAAGAAUUCUAAAUCGGAAAUACCUUUUCUACUAGACUUAAAAUGGAAAAAUGUGUAUUUUAUUUUUUACCAUUUUAAGUGAAUUCUGAUUAUAGAAAUAUCUUAAACCUAACAGUUUGGAUUUCUAUUUCAGGGUCAGUCCCUUGAGAUUUGCUAUGCAAA